AUGAACGAAUUAAGCCUAAGUGAUGAAAACUUCUCUGAUUUUGGGUCUCCAGUACCUCCAAACAUAAUUCAUACCGAUCGAAAUUUGAUGGAUGAAAAGCUGACAGCUAAUGUAUCUAACUACGUUGAUGUCUCAGAUCUGAAACAAUUUAGUAAUAUCCCAUAUCUCUCAAAUUACAAUUCAAUUCUAUCAUUACUGCUUUCAAACCAAAAAAAAAGUAAUUUCUCAAAGUAUAAUGAAACAUUGUUAAAAAAAUACUACCUCUCGAGGCGGAACAUCAAUUACCAAACAUCAAUAAGAAAUGAUAAUCCAAUAAAGUCGAUAUCAAAUAAUAGUUCGGUAGAGCAUAACAUUAAUGAGGAACAUUCUGAUGACGGUAGCUAUAUAGCCAAUUCUUCUGAUACCGGAUCCGAUAAUAAUUCGAAAGUGCAAGUACCGUCUUUAACACACAUAGAUUUUGAUAUGAAUAUUAUAUUGGAAAAGCUAGAAAAACCUUUGGAUGAGGAAAAGUUAUCGAGUUUAAUACAGUCAAAGGAGGUGAUUGACCUUCAUACUGCAGCAUCAUAUAUCAAAUAUUGUCAGAAGUUGUUCACUGUCAAUGUUAGAAAAGAAGAUAUUUUGAAGCAACAUAAUCUUUGGGUUCCAUCAGUACAUGAUGACUUUAAGAAAUAUCUUUUAUCUGAGAGAAGAAAGGAAAAUUCCUUUUCGUAUAUACAAGACAGAAAGUCAAAUCCUCUAUUUGUUGAUGGUGAAAGUUAUAUGGCUGGUAAAUACGAUAUAUUCUCCGGAAGCUCGUUGGUACCGUCCUUGUUUUCUGAAUAUAAGCCGCCAUCGUUCCUUUAUCAUACAGCAGUAGAACUGGCAGGUAAAUGCUACAUUCUUGGAGGUCUAAUCCCAAUUUAUGGGUAUGAAGAAGAUGCACCGGAUUUAAGUCAGUUUAAAGUUGAUGGGAUUAAGAAUAUACCACCUCCUCUGUUGUCACAAAUUAUUAAUAACCCAUCGAUGAUUAAUAAUCCACACUUAUACAUAUACUCUUUGCCUUCUUCCAGGUUAAUUAGGCCCAUAAUAUCUGGACAAAUACCGCCGCCACUUAUAGGAAUGAGAGGGUCUAAAUUAACGGAUAGAUAUCUAUUUUUCUAUGGUGGGUUUGAAAUAAAAACAGAUUCUGUCUGUGACGAAAACGGUGUUAUUUAUUUGAAAAAAAGGGCAUUUGUCAAUAAUAUGGGGUAUAUUUUGGAUGUAGUUUCUUUUAAGUUUACCAAGGUGGAAAUUAUUGCACCUACCAUAAGCUCAGCAGGUUAUCCAGAAUUACAUCCUAGAUUUGGACAUACUCAGAUAUCGGUGAAUAUGAAUGCUACUGUCUCAAAUACUCCCUUUUCUUCGAAUGUUAGCCAAACGAGUUUAUACACUGAGCCUCAGUUAAAAUUGGAUAGCAAAGAUAAUGAGGAGAAGUCUGACAAGAAGAACAAUUUUGGGUUGCACACUAUAUACAUAUUUGGUGGUUAUAGACAAACAGGAGAUGAUAGAUAUGAAGCUAUUGCUGAUAUGUGGAAAAUUGAGGUUACUGUAGUUGCAAGGGGAAAAGGUGGUUUUUGCAAGUUUGGUGAUGCCGCAUUAGCAAAGUCAAUUAAGACCAUUCAAAAUUCGGAGAACUGGCCUAGUGGUAGAGCUUUUUGUGGUUACUGUGUACCUAAUAUGAGAUUGGUUUAUAAACAAUCGUUUGAAACUUAUCUACUCGAUAGGCUUGAUUCUGAAUAUAUGGUAGAUUUUGAGAGCAUUAAUGUAAGGAACAAGUCCCGACCUAUAUUCCCCAAUGUUGCAACGAAUAUGGAGUCGGAUGUUAUUAAUUCGCGCAAGCCAAUGGAUGCAAGUAAUAAAGUAAAUACUUCGGGCAGUGGUCUCUUUCCACCAGAGCAGGUUCCUGGUGGUGGAUUACCAGGACGAGGAAAACCUAAUAGAACCAUUGCAUUACCAACCAACGCUGGUGCUAGGACAAUUGUCAUUCAUGGUGGAUCUGCUGGAACAGAUAUUUAUAGUGACAUGUGGUGGUUUGAUCUGGAGUUAGAAGUGUGGAGGAAAAUAGAUACUUAUGCUAAGACGGAAAAUAAAAUGGAAGGUUUAGUACCGUUGAAUUUGGGGAUAGUGGGACAUUCAAUGAAUCUCAUAGGGCACAUGCUUGUAUGCACUGGAGGUAUGAUCGAAUCAGAUGUAAAUAAAUACUACAAAAACAUCCCAUAUCAAUUCAACCUUGAUAGAGUUCCUGCUGGUAGUACAAUAUUCAAUACCUUUGAUCUCAAUACACAAAGUCUUGCCGUUAGGUCAAUAAAGUCACGUAAGACAGAGGAUGAUAACACAGCAUAUUUGACUAUGGAAGAUACCCCCGAAGCCAUGCUUGUAGUGAGUGUGGGUGGUGAAGCUAUUGAGUAUGACGGUAAUAUAAUAUUAAUUGGUGGAGUUGUGAUUCCUAGAAAGAACAUGGAUCUUUUGUACUUGAGAGGUGCUAUGCUAGAGUGUAUAAUGCCUUCUAUGAGUUUAUUGGCCUGA
Nakaseomyces glabratus is the source of this 2544-nucleotide messenger RNA. RefSeq lists its product as uncharacterized. The record is from RefSeq and is a predicted model, not a curated record. Gene Ontology annotation, cellular component: cell cortex of cell tip. NCBI's taxonomy places the organism in Eukaryota, Fungi, Ascomycota, Saccharomycetes, Saccharomycetales, Saccharomycetaceae. Gene Ontology annotation, biological process: regulation of cell shape. Gene Ontology annotation, molecular function: protein binding.